AGGCCGCCGCACUCCAUGCUGUCAAAAACAGAAUCCAUACGGGAACCGCAGGUCAGCCGUGGUGGGACGACCAAGUCUUUUUCCGGGGUCCCUGUCUCUGCUGCAGGCCCCUUUAACCCAGGGAGCCUGAAUCGUGGGAUCGAUACCUGUGCCAUGAUGGAGAGGAAGCGGACGGACUGUCCCGCUCUGCCGCCCGGCUGGAAGAAAGAAGAAGUGAUCAGGAAGUCCGGACUGAGCGCCGGAAAGAGCGACGUCUACUACUACAGUCCUACAGGGAAGAAGUUCCGGAGUAAGCCCCAGCUGUCCCGUUACCUCGGAAAUACAGUGGACCUGGCAUGUUUUGACUUUCGCACGGGCAAGAUGAUGCCCGGAAAACUGCAGAAGAACAAACAGAGAUUCCGACACGACCCGCUGAGCAUGGCCAAGGGAGGGAAACCAGACCUGAACACAGCCCUGCCCAUCAGACAGACGGCGUCCAUCUUUAAACAGCCCGUUACCAAGGUUACAAGUCACCCCGGAAACAAGGUGAAGACAGACCUGCAGAGAGCGAUCGAACAGCCCAAACAGCUGUUUUGGGAGAAGAGGUUGAAAGGUCUCCGGUCAUCAGAUGUCACAGAGCAGGUCCUGCGCACCAUGGACCUGCCCAAAGGACUGCAGAGCGUCGGUCCAGACGCGAGCGACGACACUCUGCUGUCGGCCAUCGCCAGCGCUCUGCACAUGAGCUCCGCUCCGAUCACGGGACAGACGUCCGUGGCUGCCGAGAAGAACCCGGCGAUCUGGCUCAACACGUCGCAGCCGCUCUGCAAGGCCUUCACCGUCACCGACGAGCACAUCCGGGAGCAGGAAAUGAAAGUGUACCAGGCCAGGAGGAGUCUGGAGGAAGCGCUGAUGGCCGACGGUUUGGCGCGGGCUGCUGAAAACACCCGAGAGCUGCUCGAGGGGAAGAAGGCCUGAAGACAGACAGAGUUCCUCUGUUCACCAGUCUCAGGGUUAUCUUCAUCUUCAUCUUCAUCUAAAUGCAUUCAGCGAACCAAAAACCUCCCACAGACCCAAACAGACCCCCCCGCUCCGAUCUGUUGUUUCUGUGGACGAUUCCCUCAAACUUCCUCUUCAGGACUUUUUUUUUUUUUAACUGGACAUUUGUAAACAUCUGGAAGCAGUGAUUUUUUUACCUUUUUUCCAGAUUCCCAGCAGCAGCAGCAGUGAAAGCAAUAAUCCCAACAAUACCAGCAACAGAUCCUUCAGCCUCGGAGGCCACAGCAGCAAUAAGUGGAGUCUGAAGCCUUUAAAUCCUCUCUGUGCAAACUUUACAACAUGCAUUUAUCUGAUCACAGUUUCUCUUUUUAUUAUGAAGCAGAUGAAAUAAUAAUAAAACCAGAGAUUGUCCUUCAGAACUCCCUCACAAAGACCCAAAGUCAGGCUGCAAACUGCUGGACGGCUUCUGCUGACUCUAACUUUGAUUUUUCGCUCUGAUGAUUUUGGUUGUUUUGUGGUGUCAUAUGUCAGCUUCAGGGGUUUUAAUUAAUUAAUGAGAAUUUACAUGAAUAUGAAAUAGAACAAUUGCUUAUUUAAAGACAAAUUUUAUACCUUCUGAGAACGUAUGUGUACAUUUCCUGUACUGGAAUAAAUGAUUAUAUUCGCA
Molecule: messenger RNA, 1642 nt
Organism: Archocentrus centrarchus (flier cichlid)
Lineage: Eukaryota; Metazoa; Chordata; Actinopteri; Cichliformes; Cichlidae
Gene: mbd2
Product: methyl-CpG binding domain protein 2
Exons: 9
Coding region: 16-954 (312 amino acids)
Biological process (GO): DNA methylation-dependent constitutive heterochromatin formation; negative regulation of transcription by RNA polymerase II
Cellular component (GO): nucleus
Molecular function (GO): methyl-CpG binding
Source: RefSeq, a predicted model, not a curated record